GAGGAAAUCUGAAAGUGAAGGGGAAUAUUGGUGAGGCGAGUAGUGAGUAGUGAGUAGUGAGGCGCAUCAUUGAUUCAGUGAAAAUGGCGCCAGUGUCAGCUCUUGCAAAGUACAAGCUGGUUUUUUUAGGUGAUCAAUCUGUGGGUAAAACCAGCAUCAUUACUCGCUUCAUGUAUGAUAAAUUUGACAACACUUAUCAGGCUACAAUUGGUAUUGAUUUUCUGUCGAAAACUAUGUAUCUUGAAGAUCGAACUGUUCGGCUGCAGUUGUGGGAUACAGCUGGGCAGGAAAGAUUUAGAAGUCUUAUUCCAAGCUACAUCAGGGACUCGUCUGUUGCUGUCAUAGUUUAUGAUGUUGCAAGCCGUCAAACUUUCCUUAACACGUCAAAGUGGAUUGAAGAGGUUCGCAGUGAGAGAGGCAGUGAUGUUAUUGUUGUGCUUGUUGGGAACAAAACUGACCUUGUUGAAAAGAGGCAAGUCUCUACAGAGGAAGGGGAAGCUAAAUCUCGUGAGCUUAAUGUCAUGUUCAUUGAAGCUAGUGCAAAAGCCGGCUUUAAUAUAAAGGCUCUCUUUCGAAAAAUUGCUGCUGCAUUACCUGGAAUGGAAACCCUAUCUUCCACAAAACAAGAAGAUCUGGUUGAUGUGAACCUAAAAUCUUCUGGUGGCCAUGAUUCUCAAACUCAGUCUGGUGGAUGUUCUUGCUGAAUGUGCGUUAUCUUGAUGUUCCUUGAUCUUCAUGCUUCAUUUCAUUUGUUUUGAACUGUGUGCCUCAAACUUGUAAAGGUUCUCUAGUAUUUUAGACUUUUGACAGCAUUAUUUGAGUAAAAAAAGAAGAGAGAAAACAGAUAGAAGAACUACUAUUAGUAAUUGAUUAAAAAAAUAGAACUACUAUUAGUAUUAAUAGUGUUGGUUGGAUGAUUAGUUGGCUAUUCUUCAUCAUUGUUUACUUCGUUUGAAAUAUAUACAUGGACAAAUCAUCAUGAUUGUUAAAAGCCUGCUGGUGAUACACGAGUCUGAAGACGGAAGAUUUGCUGCAUCAAAAAACCAUGAAGUUAGACACCUUUUUUUUUUUUAAAAAAAAAUUUAAUUUUAAUCUCGGACUUUGAAUCUUUAUUGAACAGUGUAGAUUAUAACUAUGCCAAACUCUUAUCUUGUGAUAUACUAACCUCUUAUCUUGUGAUAUACUAAGUUGAUACUACUAUGGAGAUCAAAA
Cicer arietinum (chickpea) is the source of this 1212-nucleotide messenger RNA. Its product is annotated as ras-related protein RABH1b. Gene Ontology annotation, molecular function: GTP binding; GTPase activity. NCBI's taxonomy places the organism in Eukaryota, Viridiplantae, Streptophyta, Magnoliopsida, Fabales, Fabaceae. The record is from RefSeq and is a predicted model, not a curated record.